Messenger RNA from Mastomys coucha (southern multimammate mouse), 4250 nucleotides. RefSeq names its product aquaporin 9 (gene Aqp9). The record is from RefSeq and is a predicted model, not a curated record. Gene Ontology annotation, cellular component: plasma membrane; basolateral plasma membrane. The coding region runs from base 4 to 891 and encodes 295 amino acids. NCBI's taxonomy places the organism in Eukaryota, Metazoa, Chordata, Mammalia, Rodentia, Muridae. Gene Ontology annotation, biological process: water transport; glycerol transmembrane transport. Gene Ontology annotation, molecular function: urea transmembrane transporter activity; water channel activity; glycerol channel activity. The transcript is spliced from 6 exons.
AAGAUGCCUUCUGAGAAGGACCAAGCCAAGAAGAGUCUCACGCAGAGGCUGGCCCUGAAGAGCCGGAUAGCUAAGGAGACACUCUCUGAGUUCCUGGGCACCUUUAUAAUGAUUGUGCUUGGAUGUGGCUCUAUUGCCCAAGCGGUCCUCAGUCGAGGACAUUUUGGAGGCAUCAUCACUAUCAAUAUUGGAUUUGCAACGGCAGUUGUGAUGGCUCUUUAUGUGACUUUUGGUGUCUCUGGGGGCCACAUCAACCCAGCCGUGUCUUUUGCAAUGUGCGCCUUCGGAAGGAUGGAGUGGUUCAAGUUCCCAUUCUAUGUGGGAGCCCAGUUUUUGGGAGCCUUUGUCGGGGCUGCAACUGUCUUUGGCAUUUACUACGAUGGACUCAUGGCCUUUGCUGAUGGAAAACUGCUCAUCAGCGGAGAAAAUGCAACGGCGUUCAUUUUUGCAACAUACCCAGCUCCAUUCGUAUCUGUGCCAGGUGCCUUCGCAGACCAAGUGGUGUCUACCAUGUUCCUGCUUCUGAUUGUCUUCGCCAUCUUUGACUCCAGAAACCUCGGGGUCCCCAGAGGCCUGGAGCCCGUUGUCAUUGGCCUCCUGAUCAUUGUCAUUUCCUGCUCUCUCGGAUUCAACUCUGGCUGUGCCAUGAACCCAGCUCGAGACCUCAGCCCCAGGCUCUUCACUGCUCUGGCAGGAUGGGGAUUUGAGGUGUUCACAUUUGGAAAUAACUUCUGGUGGAUACCUGUCGUGGGCCCUAUGGUUGGAGCUUUCCUGGGAGGUCUCAUCUAUAUUCUUUUUAUCCAAAUGCAUCACUUGAACCCUGACCUGGAAGUAAAGGCAGAACCAGCUGAGAACAAUCUAGAGAAACACGAACUCAGCGUCAUCAUGUAGUGGCAUGGCCAGGUCUAGAGUUACCGUUGUUCAUCCAGUUCUUUCUUCAGAAAAGAUGGCAUCUGUGUGUCUGUGCAGACUUGGGGCGGGGGUAUCUACCCAGUUUUCUCUAGCCAACUGGGACAAAAAAAAAAAUCCCAAAGGCACCCGUGAAAAACUCCAUCCCCAGAAUAUCGCUGACUGUUUAUGAUGGGUAUUUGAUGGAAAUCUUUAAUCCUAGGUGGUUGCUAAGAAUUUGGAAACUAGACCAUGUGCUUGGCUGGAUGGCCUCAGAGACCUUUCUUACCCUAUAUGACAUUGUGUCAUCAAAGGCUCUGUUUUCACAAUCUAUAAAUGCAACAUUCUAAAACUGAAAGGCCAAACAGUGGCUGCUCUUAAGACCUAUGACAUGGGGAGCAAAGGGUUAACACUCUACCAAACUGAGCUCUGUCACUACAUAAAUACUGAUAUUUUCUCAACCUGGGGCUAUAGAAAGCAGCAGAAGGCAGCUGGAAGAAUGCAGUGGCAUUUAGAAACCUCAGGACUCAAGAUACAUUUGGGAAACUGAAUGGCUUUCUUUUCAAUGGAAACCACUUGUCAGAUUAAUCUCGUGCUCCUCUGCCUUUUAGAUGGUGUCAAUUAAUUUCCAGAUCUUUAAGUAUAUAAUAACCCAAUAUGUGAUUGCAAUCUUGGUCGGGAAAAACACAUCGCUCUGUCUUUUAGCACAAAUGUCUUUUCCCGAUGGCUCACGCAAGGAGAAACCUUUCUAAUAGUCUGUGUGGCUACACUCAUCCAUGUCUCCAGAAGCCCAAACUAAAAGCUAGUGGAACCCAGCCUGGUGGACUAAAGUUGGAGGUCGACAAAGUCCCUGGGACAAAAGUAUGAGCUCAGGCUUUGUGGCUCCCAGAACACUUCCACACACAUCCAAUUUGAUCCCAACAACAGUGGUCUGAGGUAAAUGACCACAGCAUUGUUUUCAAAGCAGAAUCUCAGGUGAAUUGAGCAAGUUGCCCUUUCUUCUGCAGGGUGCUUUGAACGUUCCCUUAUGCCUUCCAGAAGCUUGCUAGCUGGCCGAGGGUAACACCCUCGCUGAGGGCAUCAGCAGCUUCCAGAAGAUGUGUGCUUUGUAGAAACACCACUCUGGGCCUUUGGGUGUGUGAUUUCCAUAUGCCAUGUUGUCUGUGUUUAUUCCUAGUUUUACUGAGGCACGGAUGGAGGGGAAAAGUAGCCCUUUGAUAAUUUCCCUUUGUGGAGAGACAGAGGUCUUCUGUCCUCUGCCACUCUCGGCCUUCUCCCUACCAGCCCUCCUCAGCCUCUCCUGGUGACAUUUUUUAGCUGAUGUUACUUCCAACCAGAGCAAGAAUUGUUCCGUAUCAGGGGUGUACCCUUGCUGCAACUGUUAAGAGCCCAGCCGUUCCUAGAUACAGCAAGUUUUCCCAGGUGCUUUGUAAGACUAACAGAAGAAAUGAAUGAGAAACAUCUCUGAUACCCUGUGCUGUGCAACUUGUGAGCAUAUAGAUUCAUUUUCUGAGUCUGAAAUUACCUGGCUAUUUUCUAGUUUAAAUAAAUUUGGGGGGAGCAUAUUAAUUGUGUUUAAGGUAACUUUCUAUUUCCAUUUGAUGGCUGCCAAAACAUAAUUUUGUAGGUACUUACUGUCUAAGAAUUGAAUACCCUGCGGGAAUUUUAGAAAAUAUUCAUGCCCAGUUAGUCCUUUGUAAGUAGCUCAGGUGACUCCAGCUUGCAUUGAGGACUGGAAACACAGACUGGAUUGAACGGGAUGAACCUAAGUUUUCCUUGAAAGCCAUAUAGUUGUCACGAUGGGCUUGUUGGUUUUCUCUGUGCCAUAGGUUCCUACUGGAUUACAGCAUGGUUCUCACUAGUGGCAAUUUUGAUUUCUUCUCCCCCAACUCAAACAUCUGAGAACACCUGGAGAUGUUGAUAGUUGUCACAACUAGAAAUGGGGAAGAGUGCUAAUGACCAGAGAGAUGCUGUCACAGCAAGGCAGUAUCGAACUCAUGUCAGUUAUGCCCAGGCUGAGAGACCCUGGAGUCUGAGAAGGUGAGGAGAGAGAGAGUCAGGAGACCCUGAGGCCCUGUGCUCUGGAUUCAAGUUCUGUAAGGAGCAGAGAUGUCAGACAAGCCAGAAUGGACUCUUGCAGUGGGAUUUAACUCUCAGAGCAGAAGGCAAUUUAAAAUUAGUUUUGAGGAUGGAGUGUGGAAUAUAUGACCUAUGCAGGUGCUCAUUAGAUAUCACUGGAUGAGUAAUGACCAAGCUUAUGAAGAGGAAGUGUACAGUAUUGGAACUCCACCCCCAGAAGGAUAUCUUGAUGGAUAAAGCCCCAUUGUUCUACACUCAGCUCCACUCCCAUCCCAGGUCUCCAGUGAGCGGGUUGACCUCUGUAGGGUUCUUUCCCAAGAGAAUGUCUAUGAAGCCGCAUGGUCUACAUCAGAAGUCAGGAGCAGAGCCACGUUCCUAGGAGCAUCUACUGUCAAAAAUGGAAUUUUUUCUGUGAUUUCCCCAACCAUUGAGGUCUCAGAGCUCAGUUCUACCCAGCAAAUACCUCAGCCAAUAUUUGGCCAUUGGAUGUCGUUUGUUGUCUGCCGAGAGGACAAUGCGGAGCUCAGAUGAAUAGGUUCCACAGGGAUAGGGUCCAGCCAGGAGUGCUGGAAGCAUUACAGCUCAAAAAAGAAGUGAGGAUGUUUGGACAGCCUCUGCAGGGCAGGUAGCUGAGGUCCUGCCACUGGAGCAGCAGCAUAAGCUUGGCCAGCCCAGCAGGUCCAAGGCCCAGCAAUGAUGCUCAGGGAGACAAAUUCUUCCUCAAGGGUUACAGCUCAGUAAAACAGCCACUCUCUGAUGGCCCUUGGUGAAAUAACUUGUAUGCCCUAUUCCACAUUGAGGAGUGGGGAGGGAUUUAGGGGAAGGCAUUUCCCAUUGGCUCAGUCUGAGAUGUUAGUGAUGCUCUAUUGCAUGGGGAAGGACUACAGUUGUCUUUCCCUCCAUUACUGACUGUUAUGGUCCUCUUAGUGGGGUGUCAUGAUUACCAUGUUCCAGAGCAGGUACAGAAACAGGUAGGGAAUGGCUUGACUCCUGCUGAUCUUAAGUCUCUGAGAUUUUCCGGGUCUGAACUCACUCAGCCUUCCCACUUCAUCUGUCUGGUGGCCUGGCCCAUUUGUCCCACAGUCGGACUGGGUAAGUAGAGCUAAAACAAUUUCUAAUUUAAUCCUUAAGACAUAAAUUAUAAUUUAAAUUGCCCACACACAUCUUGUUAUGUUAUAUCACACACAUCUGGUGAUAUCAUCAUGGGAAAAGAAUUGUAAUUUCUGAUUACAGAGAAUGAUUUAUUGGCCUCAUCUAGCCAUAAAAACAAAUGUUCAAAAGCA